AUGGAAAAUAAUCCAGGGAAUUCUGCACCAGAGCAAAAUCAAGUCCCAGAUUCAGAAGACAAAAAUUCAAAAAUAUCUGAAAUACAGCUUAUAGAACAGGAAAAUGCUGUAUUUGAUACAGAUAAUGCUACAAACUAUAACUGGGCCAUUUAUAACGACUAUAAUAAUGAUGAUGAUUCCGUAAAAGAUCCGGACUAUGAAACAGAUUCUAGUAGUUCUUGUGGUUCAUCGUGUUCUAGAUCAAGUAAGAGUUCCAGCUCAAGCAGUGGUGGUAGUUCAAAUUCCAAUUAUUCUCUUUCAAAUUUAAAUAUUAAAAGCCAAACAGUCGAAGGGGAUAUUCGGUCUAUGGUACUUGUAAAUCCCCAACCAGCAGACACUCAAAACUCUACAUACAAUCAAGCAGCAGAAAUGUCAGUAGCAGUCACAAAAGCAGCAGACAUUCAAGUUAGGGACGCUUCAGCUACAGGCAGUCAAGUAAUAGUUAAUCAACUUGCAGAUGCUCAAGCUGCGGACAUUUAA
Molecule: messenger RNA, 519 nt
Organism: Sitophilus oryzae (rice weevil)
Lineage: Eukaryota; Metazoa; Arthropoda; Insecta; Coleoptera; Curculionidae
Exons: 2
Coding region: 1-519 (172 amino acids)
Source: RefSeq, a predicted model, not a curated record